CUGCAAACUCUGUACUCUUUAGAGCACAGAACUGCUGGUCCAACGGGUCAGCCUUGUUUCAAGUUCGAGAUCCACACCAUUGUGUUUCUAUCUUCUCGACUCCUCUCCUGAACAUCAAUACUGUCUUCUCGUGGCAUCCUUGUCAUGACUGCAACGGGGCUGUACUCGUACUCCGUACUUGCUUUGCAGAGCCAAGAUACGAUAGACUCACUGUGAGUUCGCAUCCGUCCUCGCUUCCCAGUGAUGGCGACAUGCCACGGCACCAUGCGUGAUCGACAUCCCCAUGGUUCGGGUGGAGAAUGGUUCCCACAAAAAGGUAAGACCUGUCGGAAACUCCUAGCAAUGCCCCGAGGAGGAACAGUGAAGUGGUCCUGGGGGAGGCUCCCCAAUGACUGAAGAACUAGGUAAUCCGUGCAUCUGAAUCUGGGAAGAUGGGCAAAUGAGUCUUGUUCCGAUCUCGCUCAUCCUGAUAGUGUGACUUUCACACUCUGACAAAGGGAGACCCGUUCUCUCCUUCUUCAGUCACUCCCUCCCAACAUGGGUUCUUCAAGGUCAGGUUCAUCCAGGUGCAGUGUCGAUAUUGCCACAGAAUUAUACUUUGAUGAGAAGCAUCCUUUAUACUCGGACGAAGAACAUGGCCAUAGUCAUGUCACCACCACGGGCGGCAUCUUCACCCGUACUCUUAUCUCCCAGAUCAGACUCUUGGUCAGAUGUUUGAUUCGAUAUUUGAGUGUGCUAUCUCCAAGCUUCUUACAUAUCAAUCCAAAAUCCGGACAAGAUGGAGGUGUCGGCCUUUCCUCCACCAUAUUCCUCGAUGGCAUGCGUGGUCUCGCCGCCUUUGUUGUAUUCAUCUGCCAUCUCACAUAUGGCUCUUUCGACGUUGGACACGCAUAUGGGGCUAGAGCCAGCUCGUCAAGAUCGACCUCGGUCGAAAACACCAACGACUCCAUAUUGCGACUUCCCAUCGUGCGCCUCUUAUAUUCCGGCCCACCCAUGGUCGCCAUCUUCUUUGUCGUCUCGGGCUUUGCUCUAUCUUUCAAACCGAUCAAGUUGAUGCACGCCCAACAACAUGAGGCUCUGAUGAAGAACACCAGUUCCUCGAUGUUUCGGCGCGGCAUCAGAUUAUUUUUCCCCUGCUUUGUGUCGACUUUCAUGGUGCUUUGUCUGGCGCAGCUUGAUCUCUACAAGCAAACAGAAGCCUUCUCGAAGCAAAUGCGUGGAAUAAAGGAGGACCAUUGCUACACACAGCCGGACUUGUGGAACCAACUCACCGACUACCUUGAGCAGAUUCAAAAUUUUGUCAAUGUGUUUGACUGGUCGCUCUAUUCUGGCUCCAUCGAGCUCGAUCGCCAUCUCUGGACUAUUCCUGUCGAGUACAGAUGCAGCAUGGUGUUGUUCAUGACACAUUUGCUGGUGGCUCGAAUGUCGAGUCGCUUGAGACUGUCAACUAUUGCCGCCCUGAUUGUGUGGGGAAUCUCAUGGAAUAGAUGGGAUAUGUGGCCAUUCUGGGCGGGCAUGGCCAUAGCUGAGUUGGAUCUGAUCCGAACAAAAUCGUCCCCAGGAACGGACAGAUCCUUGCUCUCCUAUCCCGGACUCGCUCAUGACAAGGUGGACUCUCGUGCAGAUACCAACCACCGUCGCUUCGAACGGCUGAGAAGUAACAUGUGCUGGAUCAUACUCGUUGUCUCUCUUUACCUUCUUUCAUUCCCCGACGCUGGUGGUCACGCUACACCGGGCUAUAUGACACUCAAUUACUGGAUCCCAGCGUCGUUUACUCAGAAGCAUCGAUUCUGGCCCAACGUCGGUGCAUCACUGCUUGUCUGGACAAUCUGCAAUCUUGAUAUACUCAGGGACCGAGUCUUCUGUUGGAGGCCAAUCCAAUAUUUAGGCAGAAUCAGCUUCCCUCUCUACGUCAUGCAUGGUCCAAUCAUCCAUACUUUGGGAUACAUGAUCCUACCACUAUCUCCAAAGGUGGAAACACCGGAAGCUUUAUGGGAUUUUCAGCUUGCUUUUCUCAAAGCCUCGGCUUUCAUUGUAAUUGCAGUUAUGUGGGCGGCGGAUAUCUUUAUGAGGGUGGUUGAUACUCCUUGUGUGCAUUUGGCACAACGUCUAGAGAACUAUUUUUUCAUUGAGUAA
This is a messenger RNA of Exophiala mesophila, 2136 nucleotides long. RefSeq lists its product as uncharacterized. Gene Ontology annotation, biological process: polysaccharide biosynthetic process. The coding region runs from base 538 to 2136 and encodes 532 amino acids. Lineage: Eukaryota; Fungi; Ascomycota; Eurotiomycetes; Chaetothyriales; Herpotrichiellaceae. Gene Ontology annotation, molecular function: acyltransferase activity, transferring groups other than amino-acyl groups. The transcript is spliced from 2 exons. The record is from RefSeq and is a predicted model, not a curated record. Gene Ontology annotation, cellular component: membrane.